This is a messenger RNA of Pseudogymnoascus destructans, 2773 nucleotides long. RefSeq lists its product as uncharacterized. The transcript has a single exon. Gene Ontology annotation, molecular function: catalytic activity. The coding region runs from base 1904 to 2773 and encodes 289 amino acids. Lineage: Eukaryota; Fungi; Ascomycota; Leotiomycetes; Thelebolales; Thelebolaceae. The record is from RefSeq and is a predicted model, not a curated record.
UAAGCCAUUCUAUCUUUACUGAACAAAGUUCACGCUAAAAAAUGUGAAAACUAGCAACAGAGGAGGUAUGGAGAUAGGUAGGAAGUAUACACUUAUGCUGCCCUGAAUGGGUGAUAGACAGUCGAAUAUGAGGAUGACGACAGCCAGUGAAUUUUGUGAGGCGAACGAGGCCACACCGAAUAAUAUGAGAAGCGCUUACUACCCAAUUAAGCUAUAGGAAUCUAGGUAGCUUGUGGCUGGGUAAUAAGGGACGGAAGGCUAAGUUACUGGGAUGAACCUAGUCGUGACGGCAUUGGAAAAGUCUCGUGGGUGAAGGCAGAAUCCAAGAUGAACCGCCUCGUUGCAGCUAACGAACGGCUAAGGCUGGGUGGGGUUGAAGGCAGAGUUGCUGACGUGACGGCGAGAUUCUGAAGUUCCACAAAGGACCAAAAUAGCGCUAUGACUAGCUCCACGAGCUUCAGGGAUCGGGAGGGGCCGUGUAUCGCCUCACUUUGAGCCUUAACGACGGAUGUUGGACAGGGAAUGCUGAUCUGGCUAGGGCUUGUAGAAUAUUUGACGAUAGUCGACGUUCCCCCAAUAGUUCACCGAACCAAGAAACGUACUCCGUGCUUGGCUUCAGUUCGAAAACCCGCGUCCAGCCCGUCGCCUUCGAUAACGCCGUCGAAUGUAUCGAGGCCUUCUCCCGCUCAAACAGCGCGAUCCAUCGCGAUCUCUUUGUGAGACGGACCGAACAGGGUCAUGGCUAGUGCCAGCCUCGCGCCAGGGGUGGGCACGGCUCAUAAAGUAUGCUAUAUCGCUCAGCCGGGCUUGGAUUUCUCUCGAUGCGCGAUCAGCGACGCUUCAGAGGACCAACACACCGUGAAUUCGACACCGCGGCCAAAUCGACAAUCAUAGUAUCGCAUCUAAUGAUUAAAGAAACCAUUAGAUAUACUCCCCGAUAUCCCGCGCGAAAUGCCCCGUAAAAAGCCUGGGUCCACCGUUUGUAUCGCGGGUAAAAAGCGAGGCUGUCUAGUCUGCUCUCCAACCACGAACGAGGCUCGUGGUUGGUGUGUCGUCGGUGAGCUAUUUCUGGCCUUCGCUAACAUGCUUGUGGGGGGCCUAAUGAUGUUUCCUUUCCAACAAGCCGCAAAUCUUCCAGAAGGGGGAGAAUUAGAGCAAUUUAGCAAUGUCGGGCGGAAUGUGAUUCUGCGAAUUCGCACCGGGUUGGAGUUCCAACAGGAUAUAUGUCGGGGCUUCAUAGACAUAUUUCUGAAUAUUGUCAGAGCAAUUGCAGGGAAAGAUGAUCCGGGGGGGGGGGUACAUGACGCGAAUGUUGUCGUUGCCAUAGCCAAUCAUCACCUGAGAAUCGCCUCAAAUCCAUCAAAACACGCCCAACCAACUGGGACCAUAUCCGUUUGAAUACAAGAGUCCUAAUUCAGUAAAUAUAAAUCAUUUCAAUAUCUCCUUUGCGAAAAGUAACAAUAAAUCAUUGCUCGAGGUCAGCUAGAGAGAGUCCGGGAUACCAGCGCUUUAUAUUUGUCCGCAACUGUCAUCCGUCCCCUCCACAAUAUUGGGCACAACUGCAUGACGCAUGAAGGAAGGGAGGACCCGACUCACAAAUUCCACGAUAGGCAACAUUGGCUGGAUACAAAUAGUCCUGGGUCUAUAAUAUAUGACCAUCUGGUUCGUUGUCAGACGCUUUGGGGUCCAGAGGAUUUCGCCGCAUUCUAGUUGCCGGAUCAGCACAUACGUUGCCGCGUAGCCAAGUUCGCAAUUGGAAGGCGAAGCGCCAGGGAACCUACCUGUUACCUCCGUUGUUUGAGUCGCUAUCAUUCCGCCUACAGCGGCGAGAGGCAGGCUCAUAGGACUCUCUCCCGACACAAUUUCCACGCCCUCGGAACGAGUCACCUCACCAGUCCCCAAGAUGUCCGCCCCCGACUCCCCAGAACAAACCUUCAGCCUCUUCACCUCCCUCCGCUACGACCCCCUCCUCCUCACCUGCGCCGCCAACACCACCCUCAGCCCCACCCCAUCCCCCUUCUACAUGCUCUCCCACCACCGCGACCGCAUCCUCGACGCAGCGCGGCACUUCAACUGGCCCGAAGCAGUCGCGCGGUUAUCCGGUCCCUCCGGGCUAGAUCAUUUCCUCAACACCCUGGAGGACGCGGUAGAUACCACUUCUACCACCCCUAGGCGAGUUCGAGCCGUGGUUGAUAGACGGGGGGAGAUUACUGUGGGUAGUUUUGAAAUCCCAUCAAGGCCGCUGAGGAACCUUUUUCCUACGCGGUUACCGCCGCCGGGGACGGCGCCGCCGAGAGUCAAUCCUCUGACGGGGGGCGCGUUAUCCCUAGGCGACGGUGACUCAACCGUGCAACAAGGUCCCGGCUACGGCGAGCCCUCGCGCGACGAAACCUGGUCCGUCAUGCUCGACACCAUAGACACCUCCCCCUCCCCCCUCACCUCCUACAAGACCACAAGCCGCGACAUGUACAACUCCGCCCGAACACGGGUAGGUAUAGAAUCCAUGUCCGACCCUAAGGAGGUGUUGAUUACGAGCACGAAGGAGGGGGAGAUUAUGGAGGGGAGUCUGACGACGGUGCUGUUUUGGAGGGGGGGAAAGUGGGUUACGCCGCCGGUGGAGAGUGGGGGGCAGGUUGGGACGACGAGGAGGUGGGCGCUGGCCAAUGGGUUGUGUGUGGAGGAGGUGGUAAGGAGGGGGGAGGUGGUGGAUGGGGACGAGUGUUGGGUUAGUAAUGGAGUUAGGGGGUUUAUUGCUGGGGUAAUAAAGCUGUAG